Salvelinus namaycush (lake trout) is the source of this 1473-nucleotide messenger RNA. Its product is annotated as XK-related protein 9-like. Gene Ontology annotation, biological process: apoptotic process involved in development; phosphatidylserine exposure on apoptotic cell surface; engulfment of apoptotic cell. The record is from RefSeq and is a predicted model, not a curated record. Bases 203 to 1369 code for a protein of 388 amino acids. NCBI's taxonomy places the organism in Eukaryota, Metazoa, Chordata, Actinopteri, Salmoniformes, Salmonidae. Gene Ontology annotation, cellular component: plasma membrane. The transcript has 4 exons.
UCUCAGUCCUGUCGGAACAUUGUUUACUGACCCGUCCAGAACCACCAACUCCAAAAACAAGCUCAGCCAGUAUUACCAAGCCACAGCAUCUAACUAAUGAAUUUCCACUUGCUCAUGCAUUGAAGUCACUGGGAGGCUAAGUGAACAUUUGAUUUAAGUGGAAAUUAGGAUUUACCGUUAAGUGAAACCCUGACCAGCAAACAUGCUUCAAACAGACUCGGAGUUUACUAAAACACGAUGGAUCUGUACAAUCAUAGGACUGGGCUUUUACCUGGUGGACAUUGUGACAGAUGUGGGACUAGCAGUGAAGUACUUCCUGGUCGGAAACCUGGUCUGGGCUGGACUGACUCUACUGUUUGUGGUGAUUGGAUCAGCAGCCUCACAGGUCUUCAGCUACACCUGGUACAGAGAUGACAUAAGGAACCCACUGUUUAAUCCUGGUGGAGACAAGCUGAUAUCUGGGAUGAACAGAGGAAGACUGAUUGGACUCCAUGUUAUGCAGAUGGGCAUCUUCACCAGGUACUACCACCUGUUGAAGGCAGGAUACAGGGCGGUGUGGUCCAAGUCACCUGGGACUGUUGAAUUCCCCAGAGAGGUCCACCUGGUCCUGUUUGGUAAGGCGACCGAUCUGAGCAUGCUCAAACUGUUUGAGACGUUCCUGGAGAGUGUUCCUCAGCUCCUCUUCCAGUUGUAUAUCCUGCUGGGCGGUGGACACAAGUCCACAAUACAAUGCAUCUGCAUGGUGGGCUCAUUCAUCAACAUCGCCUGGGCUAUAGUGGACUACCGCCGGUGUCUCCGCCGAUCCUUACCCCAGGUCCGAGAGAUGCCUUCUGGCCUCCCUACCUUCGUCUACCUCCUGUACAAGCUGUUGACCAUCACCUCUCACAUCCUCAGCCUCAGCCUCUUCCUCAUCCUCAGCCCCUACAGUACCCUGGGAAUGGCUGUCGUCUGGCUGGCUGGAACCCUCUGGGCCCAUUGGGUCCGUACUGACUUCUGCAAGUCUAAAGGUCUAGAGAGGCUCUAUCGGAUCAUUGUGGGAGUCGUCCUCAUAUUCACCUUCUUUAACGUGAACGGACAGGAUACACGUUGGCCGAUGGCUGUGUACUAUGUUCUCUUUGCGUUAGUGAACUUCUCUGGUCCCUUGCUGCUGGUUCUGGUGAGGCCAGAGUCUAACGAUACUGAGUACUUCUGGCCGGUGACUCUGCUGAUAUUUGGAGGGACCGUUCUAGGGCUGGCCUGUCUGCUCGUGUAUUAUACUGUCUACCACCCCAGAGGGAGGAGUCUACAGGCAGAUGAGGUGGAUGGACACAUGGGACAGGAGAGAGAACCAGAUACAAUGCUGAGAAUGAGGAACUUCCUACAGCUCUGAGGCUCACCUUCCUAUUUACCACAUAUUCAAUGGAGGAGUUAAAAUGACAAUCAGGCAUUUGAAAAACAACAAAGGUGUCACCCAGUCACGUUGUUUUGUUAAAC